This is a messenger RNA of Trichobilharzia regenti, 486 nucleotides long. NCBI's taxonomy places the organism in Eukaryota, Metazoa, Platyhelminthes, Trematoda, Strigeidida, Schistosomatidae. The record is from the annotation of a GenBank genome assembly.
AUGGAUGAGACAGACAGUAGGAAUAAUUCAUUAUUUCAAAACUCUGAAUUCGUCAUUUAUGAAAUAAUCGAUGAUUUGGAUGCAAGUGAAUCAAUUAUUCGACAGUGUUUUCGAGCCACAUCUAUUCCUUACGACGCCACCACCACAUCUACUACUACUACUACUACUACUACCACUGUUGGUGACAGUCAUAAUGGUAGUAAGAGUAAGCAUUCCUUGUCAAAUACUUAUCCAACAAAUGUAUUCGUUCUUCGAGAAAACCGCCGCAUAAACUUACAAGCUAUACUGGAGUCAACUCAUCCUACUGAGGGUCCUGGUAGUAGGAUAACAUCAUACACAUACUGCCCAUUCAUCAGUACGCAGGCUAGAGACUCAUCUUGGAGAUUACCAACGUUGAUAAUUGAUCAAACCCCCUUGAUGUUCUGUGUACCAGUGAGUUCAGGUGGGGGGAUAAGAUAUCAGAUCGUUGUCGUUGGUGGUCAAUAA